AUGCAUCUGCAAAGCCUGACUUCUCCUCUCCUCCUCCGUCCAAUCAUGCUUCCUUCUUAUUCCUCCCUCCUAACUCCCUCUCCCUGUCGUUACUUCCUCCCUUCUCUCCCAUUUUCCCUCCCCUCCCUUCUUUCUCCCGACCUCUUUCCAUCCACACAGGACGAUUAUCGCCACAUGUCAUGCAGGCAAGGUAGAAGGAUUCCUGCAAGGAAUCUUGCAAUGGCGUUCCUUUGCGCCAAGGGGAUUGAGUCUCCGCUUUCCAUGAGGUGCAAGGCUGCAGCGGGGGAAGCAGGAGGACUUGCGGUGGCAGAUGUGGAGGCUGACGUGGUGGAUGAGGGGAGUGACGUGGCAGCACGAGGGGAGAGAGUGAGGGAGGGAGAGGAUGUGAGGAGGUUGACGGAAGAGAGGGAUGAGGCGCUGAGGAGGGUAGAGGAACUGGAGGAAAGGGAGCGAGUGGGGGAGAGAAAGGCACAAGAGGAAGCAGCGCGGAAGCUGCAGGAGGCAGAGGAAGAGGCGGCAGUGUAUGAGGAGGAGGAGAGAGUGAGAGAGACGCUGGCAGGGUUGCAUGACGACCUGGCAAGCCUACAGGAGAAGAGGGAGAGAGCGAGUAUGCAGCUGGCAGGGCUGGAGGAGGAGGAGGAAAGAGCAAGAGGGAGGCUGGCAGGGCUUCAAGAGAAGGUGGAGAGAACGAGUGAGAGGCUGGCAGGGGUGGAGGGGGAGGAGGAGAGAGCAAGAGAGAGCCUGGCAGGCCUGCGGAAUGCAGAGGAGGGAGUGAGAGCGAGUGUAGCAACCCUGCAGAAGCUGACAGGGCUGGAGGAGGAGGAGGAGAGAGCAAGAGAGAGGCUGGCAGGCCUGCGGAAUGCAGAGGAGGGAGUGAGAGCGAGGGUUGCAACCCUGAAGAUGCAGCAGGAGCAAGAGAGAGAGAGGUUGUCAAGCCUGCAGGAGGACGUGCAGAGAGCCAUGGAAACAUUGAGCAGGGCAGAGGCGGUGGAAGCAAAGGAAGCGAAGAUGGAUGGGUGGAUGGAGAGGAGUGAGGCUGACGCUGAGGUGAUGAUUCUGCAGGCUGUGCUGGAAGGGGUGGGUGACGGUGUUGAGCCUGGCAGAGUGGUGGCGGAGUCUGGAGAAGAGGAGGUGGGGGAGCGUGGAGAAGAGGAGGUGGGAGAGCGUGGAGAAGAGGAGGUGGGGGAGCGUGGAGAGGAGGAGGUGAGGGGGCGUAGAGAGGAGGAAGGGGGGGAGCGUGGAGAGGACGUGAGGACGGGGUGCGGAAACGAGGUGGUGUGGGGGUGUGGAGAGGAGGUGGUGUGGGGGUGUGGAGAGGAGGUGGAGGUGUGGUAUGAAGCAGAGGCGGAGGUGGGGUGUGGAGAGGAGGUGGGGGAUCGUGGAGAGGAGGUGGUGGGGGAUCGUGGAGAGGAGGAGGUGGGGGAUCGUGGAGAGGAGGUGGUGGGGGAUCGUGGAGAGGAGGUGGUGGGGGAUCGUGGAGAGGAGGUGGUGGGGGAUCGUGGAGAGGAGGUGGUGGGGGAUCGUGGAGAGGAGGUGGUGGGGGAUCGUGGAGAGGAGGUGGUGGGGGAUCGUGGAGAGGAGGAGGUGGGGGAUCGUGGAGAGGAGGUGGUGGGGGAUCGUGGAGAGGAGGUGGUGGGGGAUCGUGGAGAGGAGGUGGUGGGGGAUCGUGGAGAGGAGGUGUUGGGGGAUCGUGGAGAGGAGGUGGUGGGGGAUCGUGGAGAGGAGGUGGUGGGGGAUCGUGGAGAGGAGGUGGUGGGGGAUCGUGGAGAGGAGGUGGUGGGGGAUCGUGGAGAGGAGGUGGUGGGGGAUCGUGGAGAGGAGGUGGUGGGGGAUCGUGGAGAGGAGGUGGUGGUGGGCACCCCUGCACGUGCUUAUGCUGGUGCGCCUGCUGCCACUGCUGUUUGUGGUUGGGCAGGCACGUCUGCAGGAGCAUCAGCAGGAGUAGCGAUACUGCUGGAACUGCCUGAGGAGGCAGUUGUGAGCACCCCUGCACGUGUUGCUGCUGCGCCUGCUGCUGCUGCUGCUGCUGCUGCGCCUGCUGCUGCUGCUGCUGCUGCUGCGCCUGCUGCUGCUACUGGAGGUGGUUGGGAUGUGACAGGCACGUCAGCAGGAGCAUCAGCAGGAGCAUCAGCAGGAGCAUCAGCAGGAGCAUCAGCAGGAGCAUCAGCAGGAGGAGCGAUCCUGCUGGAGUUGCCUGAGGAGGAGGCAGUUGUUGUGAGCACCCCUGCACGUGCUGCUGCUGCUGCUACUGGAGGUGGUUGGGAUGUGGGAGGCACGCCUGCAGGAGCAUCAGCAGGAGUGCCAGUGGUAGACCUGACCUUGGAGGCGACUCCAGGGCCAGCAGCAGCAUCACCAGGAGUGAUAGUGCUAGAGCUGACUGAAGAGGAGGCGCGGAUGUGGAACCAGCAGCAGGUGAAGAACGUGGGUUUACUGUGGCCCGAAAGCUGGGUUCUUUGCGAGUCUAAAAGUCUCUCCCAUGCUCUCUCCCUUGCUCUCUCCCUUCCUCUCUCCCUUGCUUUCGCCCAUGUUCUCUCCCCUGCUCUCUCCCUUGCUCUCUUCCGUGCUCUCCCCCAUGCCUUUUCCCAUGCUCUCUCCUCCUGCUACCAUCAGAAGCAUAAGAGGCAACGCAAGACUCGUCAGCGCACUCACGAGAAUGACAUGUCUUUGGAGGAGAUGGAGCAAUUGCAGGUGGACCUGGCAGUGCAGACAAGCAUGGUCGACCUGAGAGAGCAGGAGGAGCUGGCGCGUGCACAUGAUUAUGCAGCUCCAGCAACACCUGGCGGGCACGCAGCAGGAGGUGGAGAACAAAGACGGCAGGCUGCAGCGGCUGGUGGGGCAGCACAGGGUGAUGGAGCACUUUCGAUUGGUAAACAGCGCAUGGAAGACCAGGCUCUCUUAGCCGACGUGGGCUGUUCCCAUGCAGCUCUCCACGAGCAGCCGCAGCUGCAACAGCAGGAGCAGGAGCAGCUGGAGCAGCAGCAGGAGCAGGAGAAGCAGCAGGAGCAGGAGCAGCAGCAGGAGCAGCAGCUGCAACAGCCGCAGCAGCUCCAAACACCACCCAUCCUUGCCAUUCCAUCCCACUCAUCUUACCCCUCCUCCUCACACCCUUUUUCAGCUACUAAUGUGGCCCAUAACCCCACAUCUUCUCCCCGUGCCGCCACCACCAUCACCCAUCCUAAACGAAUCGCAGCAACAAAAGCUGAGAUGGCACUGCAAGAGCUAGCAGAGCAAGAACUAGAGAAUGGGGCGCGGAAGAGAAGAGGGUGGUGUGACGAGGAGGAUUACGAGCUGAGGAAGCACAAGAGGAGGAAGCGUCAGCCGUUUACAGUGGAUGAGGUGGAAUUGCUGGUGUCUGCUGUGGAGGUACUCGGCACAGACAGGUGGGUUGAUUGUACUGGUGAGGGUUAUGGUGGUGGAAAGAGGUGA
This is a messenger RNA of Closterium sp. Naga37s-1, 3426 nucleotides long. Lineage: Eukaryota; Viridiplantae; Streptophyta; Zygnematophyceae; Desmidiales; Closteriaceae. The record is from the annotation of a GenBank genome assembly.